Messenger RNA from Volvox carteri f. nagariensis, 3459 nucleotides. RefSeq lists its product as uncharacterized. Lineage: Eukaryota; Viridiplantae; Chlorophyta; Chlorophyceae; Chlamydomonadales; Volvocaceae. The transcript is spliced from 10 exons. Bases 1 to 3459 code for a protein of 1152 amino acids. The record is from RefSeq and is a predicted model, not a curated record.
AUGCUUGUCUACUGUCUGGACAAUAGCGAUGCUGCCUGCCGCUCUGAAGACUACCCUUGUGGCAAUCGCCUCUCAUGGCAGCUUGCGGUAGUCCGGACUGUCAGUAGGUCGCUUCUCGCUCCCCAGCAGGGCCAACAGCUUGGACACAGCAGUAAUGCCUCUCAACAGCUGGCUGUGGUGUCAAGCGCGGCGCGUCCAGAGCUUUCAGUUGCUCCUACGUCCGAUGCCGCUGCACUUCUCGGGCUGGACGUUUCACGCCUCUACGGCGAGCGCUGCCAGUUCCUUGGCGCGUUGAAACUUGCACUCCUAGCUUUAAAGCGCUCAUCUUCGGGACGGGUCCUGGCCUUCCUCGCGUCAGGGGCGGACCUGCCUGCGAACCAAUGCAGCCAGAUCAGCCGGAGCUUCGCAACCGCACGGAUAUCCUUGGACGUGGUCGUGCUCUGCCAGGACGAUGAACUAACGCCCGACAUGAAGUUAUCCCUAGAGUUGCUGACGGCGGAGUCGUCGUACGACCAGCCCGCAACGUCCAGCAGCGUCGCCGGGACCGCAGCUGCCCCUUCCCAGCGGCCCUGGCAACAGCGGCGAACAACACCAGGCUCCUCAACACCAUCACCAGCGUCACAUUCACCGCCGCAGCACCCGGCGACUGGGCAGCUGCCUUUGCUUCCAGGGGUGUCUUCAUCAACGUCACCGGUGUCGUUGGCGUUGGAGGGGACGGGUGCAGCGACAGCAGGGCCGCCGGCGGCCACGGCAGGGCCGUGCGGUCAGCGGCUGCUGUACUUUCCCCCGCCGGAUCCCUCCCUGGCCUUAUGGCAGCAAAUGGAGCCGCUGCUGGAGCUGUUGCAGCUGGAGGGGCGCCAUCAGCAGCCCAGUGGCGAUGGUGGAGGCGGUGGAGGAAGCGGCGGUGAUGGCGAGCCGGGGACAGCGAGCCCCGAGGAUGACACACGGAGAGGACCCACGCACUUGCGUACCGGUGCGAGCAGCGGCACGGGCCGACCGCCGCUGCCCCGACCGCCGCGCUACCGCGCCGGCGGAGCUCCUGCCGCCGCCGCCACGUCAGGCUCCUCCGCCGCCGCCGCCGCCGCCGCCGCCGCCGCCGCUGCGUCUUCCACUUCAUCCGGGAUAGGGAUUGGCCAGCGGCCGCCGGGGUUGGCGCCGUCGGGGCCGUUGACGAACCGCAACGGCGCGCGCGGCGGCGCUGUCGGCACCUGCCGUUACGAGUCCUUAGAUUCCCUACAGCACCUCUCCCUGGACGGGUUUCUGCGCAGCUGGCUACCGUCGUGGCACAAGCUCUGUGAGGUUCAUGCGGGCUGCAUGGACCAAGUGGAGAUGCCGCCGCCGGGGGCUGCCGAGCAGCCGGGAGGGACCGGGUUGGAGGUGGAGGGCGCCGCGGCGUCGACGGCGUCCUCCUCGGCGCGAGUCGAGACGGCGGCGCCGGCACUCCCGCCACCAGCACGGCCGGCGGUGGUGGUUCCGCGCGCGCCGUGCCCGGUGCAGAUCCACUUCAGCACGAGAUGCAGUAGCGCCGCCGCGGCGGCGUCAGGGUCCGCUGCAACUGACGGCAGCACGGCGACAGGGCGAUGCCAGUGGGUGUGCCCCGAUCUGCGGCGGGGGAGUUUGAGCUUGGUCGCGUCUGUGGAAGACCCGGGGGUUGUGAAGCUGCUGUGGAGUGAGCGACAGCGGCCCAGCGCUCAGCAGCAGCAGUACGGCAGCAUCUUUGCGGCGCCGGAGGACCCGAGUGAAGGCGGGGUGGAGCCGGCGGCGGCGGAGCUGGAGCUCACGCUGUCGCCAACACGCUCACAGUUCCGAGUCGUCCCCCACGUCAAGGGCGGUGCUGUCCUCGAAGUCCUCUAUCCGCGAAGCGCCGUCCAUCGACCAAGACCUCCCCCCGCCAGCAGCAGUAGCACCGCCAUCAGGGCCGGCGCCAGCUCCAGCGCGCCACACGACACGGCUCAGGGGCACCAUAGCGGUGCCUCCCCACCUGUCCCCGCACAUCCCGCCCACCAUCAAGCCCAGCACCUGGCGGCGCCGUUAAAGCAUCACGACCGCUAUUUCUUUUGGCUACAGCAGGACUGGGUCCCCGAGGGCGCAACGUCAAUGGCGGCGGCUGACUCGGCAGUGGCGGCGGAGGGCCAGAUUUCAGCGGCGGGGGAUGCGCAGGGUUACGGCGACGGCGCGGCGGCGGAGGAGCCAAAUGGCGGAGCUGCGGCGGAGGAGAGGGCCCUCCUAGAGUGCCCGCCGGAGUUUGACCCGCACAAGCACAUCUGCAGAGUGAGGUGCAGCAGCACCCCCCUGCAGCUGGGUCCGCUGCCCUUCGCUCUGGUGGAGGAGAUUAUGAGGGCCAGUGGUCGCCAACUUCACCCGGACGGUACACUAGCAGUCGCCACAACCAGCUCGGCGAUACCGGGCGCCGCCACCGCCGCAGCACCGCCACCAGCAGUGUCGGCGUCCGGCCAGGCCACGGGCCCCAGCGCUGCCGCAGCUGCGGCGGCUUCACAGCCUACGUAUCAGCAGCAGCCACGGCAGCAACAGCAGGUGAUGACGCAUUCCAGCGGCGGCGGAGCUUUGGUUCGCGGCGGCAGCGAGCAGCGCCGGGCCCCGGCGGCAGCUGCGACGUCGCAGCGGGACCGGGACCGGAGGGGUUCGGGUUCGGGAAACGGUCUGGACGGCCUGUGCAGUCUCGCGCUGUCAAGGUCGCGGACCAGCUUCACGGAGGGCCCCGCCGGGGCCGGAAAUGAAACCGCGUCGGCGCACAAGUGCCUCAUCGGCAAGCGCACCCAACCCUCCUCGACUGGUACCUCUGGCGCCAACCCUACCGGCCCCGUGGCGGGGAGCGGCUCAUCGGGAGGACUUGACACCUGGGAGCUCACCAAGGACGACCCAGAACUGCAUCGUACAGGCAAGCUCGCCCGCCGCCGGGCUUACGUCCCUCGGGCGGCUUCCCACGUGCCGGCCGGCUUCGGCGGCGCUGGGGCUUCUGUUGCUGUGGGUUCAGCGGCUAUAGAUCAGGGGCUGCUGCCUGGUUUAGUGACGCGGCUGGAGGCUGCUCGGGCGCUUUCCUCUCACCCCCUGGAUGACAGCGACUGGGGCUCCGACUGCGACAGGCCAGCAGCAGGUGCGUCGUCGUCAGCAGCAGCAGCAGCAGCAGCAGCAGCAGCCACCUACGCUAAGAACGGCUUAUCAUCAUCGGGGCGAGAGGAGGACGCGGCGACCGGCGCCGCGGUGGAGGAUAGAAAUUUGGACGGCAGCUCCGAGACGGCUGUGUCGAGUGUGGCGGAGCAUCCUCCAGCAGGGGCUGCAGCUGCGUGUUUGCCGAGUAGCGGUUGCCCCCGUGGCAGCCUGGCGGCGGCUGCGGCGGUGGCGGCGGCUGCCGCUGCCGUCGGGUCCUCGGGGGCGUCGCUGGUGGGGCCGGUGGAACCCGAGGCUGAGGAUUCGUCCCUAAUGUUCGAGCUCGACUGA